AUGGACCGAACGGCCGUUAAAGUGGGCGCCGCGGCCAGCGCGAGCGUGUGCGCCCUGUUCGGCGGCGUGGUUCUUGCCCAGUACAUCGUCGCCAAGAAAAAGCGAGCGGGAAAGAAAACGAGAAUUAUCGAAAUGAUGCCUCAGUUUGAGAAGAAAACGGUGCAUAUGAGGGACCCCGAGAGGGUGGAGCAGAUUAUCUGCGGCCUUAUCAAGGGUGGAGCCUCCAAACUUCAGAUCAUCACCGACUUCGACAUGACGCUAAGCAAAUUUGCCAUCAACGGCAAACGAUGUCCGUCGUGCCACUACAUCAUGGAAAACUGCCACCUGGUGUCGGAGGAGUGUCGUCAGAAGCUGCUGCAGCUCAAGAACAAGUACUAUCCCAUUGAGAUAGACCCAAAUCUCACCAUGGAGGAGAAGUACCCUUUUAUGGUGGAGUGGUAUUUUAAGUCCCAUUCACUUCUAGUGGAACAAAGGAUAGAAAAGGACAAAGUGCCACAAGUGGUGCGAGAGUCCGACGCCGCACUUCGAGAAGGCUUCGAACAGUUUUUCGACCGUCUGCACGAGCACGACGUACCCGUGUUCAUCUUCUCGGCAGGCCUGGGUGACGUCCUGGAGGAGAUCAUCCGGCAGGCGGGCGUCUACCACCCCAACAUUAAGGUGGUGUCCAACUUCAUGGACUUUGACGACAAAGGAGUCCUCCGGGGCUUCAAAGGCGAGCUGAUCCACGUGUACAACAAGCACGACGGCGCUCUGCGGAACACCGACUACUUCAAGCAGUUGAAGGAGAACUGCAACAUCAUACUGAUGGGAGACUCGCUUGGCGACCUCAGCAUGGCCGACGGCGUGCCCAACGUGGAGAACAUCCUCAAGGUCGGCUUCCUUAAUGACAAGGUGGAGGAACGUCUGGACAAAUAUUUGGACUCUUACGACAUCGUCCUGGUCAAGGACGAGACCUUGGAAGUGCCCAACGCCAUCCUCCAGAAAGUUCUAUAA
Nerophis lumbriciformis (worm pipefish) is the source of this 993-nucleotide messenger RNA. The record is from RefSeq and is a predicted model, not a curated record. NCBI's taxonomy places the organism in Eukaryota, Metazoa, Chordata, Actinopteri, Syngnathiformes, Syngnathidae.